This is a messenger RNA of Argentina anserina (silverweed cinquefoil), 3151 nucleotides long. Its product is annotated as cyclin-dependent kinase C-2 C-like. The record is from RefSeq and is a predicted model, not a curated record. Gene Ontology annotation, cellular component: nucleus; cyclin-dependent protein kinase holoenzyme complex. The coding region runs from base 427 to 2538 and encodes 703 amino acids. Lineage: Eukaryota; Viridiplantae; Streptophyta; Magnoliopsida; Rosales; Rosaceae. Gene Ontology annotation, biological process: positive regulation of transcription elongation by RNA polymerase II; protein phosphorylation. Gene Ontology annotation, molecular function: ATP binding; RNA polymerase II CTD heptapeptide repeat kinase activity. The transcript is spliced from 9 exons.
ACCCACGUCGUCUCCGGACAAUUUGGCAUUUCCCAAACUCAUAACGCUGCCCGCACAUUUGGCCGAAAUCGAGCAGCAUUGGCGUAAUGGGAGGCAGAGAUUCACAAAAACAAUGACCACCCCAUUCUGACUUGCCUUUUUGCAUUUUCCUUCGUCCUUCAUUUUCAUCGACCUUCAUUCUUCUUCUUCUUCGUCUUCUCCAGCGAUCUCACCAGAGUUGCUGCGACCCAUUCAUUUCCCAGCUGCUCGUGUUCCGUAAUGGCGGGGUGAACUCCCCUUCCUUUAUCGGACCCUUGCUCUCUCGCUCUUCCAUUUCUCGAUCACAAGGCUCUGCUUCUUGUUCUUGAUAUUCAUUAUAGGUCGGCAGCGUAACUUUUCCGAUUACUAUUCCAUGCUGACGGGAAUUUGCGGCGGCGGAGGAGACGAAUGGGUUGCAUCAGCUCGAAACGGGCGGCUCCGAGGUCCCCAUGUAUUGAGUAUUCAGCGGCAUUGACAAAGAACGGCUCUGUUGUUCUUGAGCCUUCCUUGAGCAGCAAGAAAAAGACCGAGCAGAAUACUAAUAAUCUCAACUCGUGUCAUUCUUCCGAGUUGCGGAAGAUCGGCAGCAGUAAGAAGAAGGGCAAUGGUUUUAACAAGAAGGAUCAGGCUGAUCAGACCCACAAUGUUGAGGAGAAGGACAACAACAGUAAGGACAAUAAGCCGUCCGAGGAUCAUAAGAGCAAGGAACUGAAGAAUAUUAAGUCCAAGAAGGAGGGCUUUGGGAAAGGUGGUUUCAGCUUCAAGUUUGGUUUCUCUCAUAGAUCUUUGGAGGCUGAACAAGUAGCCGCCGGCUGGCCUUCUUGGCUCAGCGCUGCUGCCGGAGAAGCCAUCUACGGUUGGGUGCCCCUCAAGGCUGACGCUUAUGAAAAGUUGGAGAAGAUUGGACAAGGAACAUACAGCAGUGUAUUUAGAGCACGGGAAGUUGAAACUGGGAGGAUUCUGGCACUUAAGAAAGUGCGUUUUGACAACUUUCAACCAGAGAGUAUUAGGUUUAUGGCUCGGGAGAUUAUGAUUCUUCGUAGGCUUGAUCAUCCGAACAUUAUGAAACUGGAGGGGAUAAUAACAUCUAGAUCAUCGAGUAGCAUAUAUCUAGUGUUUGAAUACAUGGAGCAUGAUCUGGCUGGACUAGUUGCUGCUAAUGACAUCAAAUUUAGUGAUGUGCAGAUUAAAUGCUACAUGAGGCAGUUAUUCUCGGCAGUGGAGCAUUGUCAUAUGAGAGGUAUUAUGCAUCGAGACAUCAAGGCAUCGAAUAUAUUGGUGAACAAUGAUGGGAUUCUGAAGUUGGCAGAUUUUGGAUUGGCAAAUGUGGUAAACUCAAAAAGCAAGCAACCAUUAACAAGUAGGGUGGUGACAUUGUGGUAUCGUCCUCCGGAACUCUUGAUGGGGGCAACUGAGUAUGGAGUAUCCGUGGAUCUCUGGAGUGUGGGAUGUGUGCUUGCAGAACUCUUUCUAGGGAAGCCUAUUCUUAAAGGAAGAACUGAGGUUGAACAAUUACACAAAAUUUUCAAGCUUUGUGGUUCUCCACCUGAAGAGUACUGGAAGAACUCGAAGCUUCCUCAUGCAACAAUGUUUAAACCUCAGUAUUCUUAUGAGAGCUCUCUUAAGGAGAGAUGCAAGGAAUUUCCAACCACAUCAGUGGACUUGUUACAAACGCUUCUUUCAGUAGAACCUUACAAGCGUGGAACUGCCUCCUCUGCCCUUAUGUCUGAGUAUUUCAGAACAAAGCCUUAUGCUUGCGAACCAUCAAAGUUGCCCAAGUAUCCUCCUACCAAGGAAAUGGAUGCUAAGAGUCGUGAAGAUGCACAGAAGAAAAAGCAUGGUCCUCGAGCACGAGAUACAGCAGCCAGGAAACCAAGGAGAUUCCGAAAGAAUUUGCAAGAGACCAACUCUGCAAAGAUAGCACUAAAAGAGGAUGGACAAGACGAUAACAGUAACCAAUCUUCUCAUAGAAACAACGGAGGUUACCCCCAUAUCUUAAGGCCAAAAACAAACCUUCUGCAUAGAGAGUCUCAGAAAGCAGCAUUCGAUACAGUUUCAGAGAACUGCGAGUUCAAUGCAACCCAAGGAGACAGCACAGUAUCGUCUGCUGCAGACGCACAAUCAGGAGGAGCAAGCGGCUUUGCAUGGGCUAAAAGGCGAAAUGCAGAAUUCAGUACUAAAUCUGUGGUUUCAGAUGGUUCAAAAAGCCAGUUCAGUGUGUUAGAUACAACUUUCGCCAAAAGUGCAUUUGAUCUGUCAAAACCAGGGAAUGAAUAUGCCAAGGCAAUCCGAAAGAUGCGAACUUUUGAUGGAUCAGAACUUUUCGAUGCAGAAGUUCCCGAAUAUAUAGAAAACAGGGUUCACAAAUCAGUAGACAAACAUGUCAUUGACUUCUCGGGUCCAUUACUAACCCAACAGAGUAGAAUGGAUGAACACUUGCGAAGAAACGAGAGCCAAAUUCGACAUGUGGCUCGCAGAUCAAGAUUCGAAAGAGAAGCAGAACCAGCACCCUCACAGUGAAACACCCAAAAGUUCGGCAAUGCUUGUUCAAACAAAAUCAUCGAAAACCGUCCCGCAUAGCUGGAUCGACAUGAUUCAAAUUGACAUAUAUCUUGUGUUGAGUUCCAUUCUAACGUGUUCAUUAGUGAUUCCCUUGGAGAAAGUUUCAUACCAACAGUGUACACAGAAACACCUUAGAAGACAAUGUAGUGAACAGAACCCAAACAAACAACAAUUUUUUUAGAAGCGAAAACUGCUCUGCUGUGCUCUAAUUACCACUGUCUAUCUCUAUCUGAAUUAUUACUUAAUUGGGUAUUAUACAAUUUCAUGUGCAGUACAAAAUCAAUACGAUUACCAUGAGCAACAAAUUUCUACAUAAAAUUGCAAAAUUGAUGAACCCAAUUGAAAAACUGAUGAACCCAGAUGGGAUCAAGAGCACAGGAACUGAAAGAAGAGAUCUUGAGAGAAGGAAAGAGAAUGUAGGGCGAAUAGAACGCUCUCAAGCUAGAGAGAGCAGGAGAGCGGACAUGGAUGCCCCCAAAGCAAGUUUGUUAAUGUGCGCCCAACGCACUAACGUGCGCCACGAUUAAACCUCUCCCGUGGAAUACCACGCCACCCCUAACUCAAGAGGGAA